Molecule: messenger RNA, 1962 nt
Organism: Ochlerotatus camptorhynchus
Lineage: Eukaryota; Metazoa; Arthropoda; Insecta; Diptera; Culicidae
Product: tubulin gamma-1 chain
Exons: 3
Coding region: 171-1535 (454 amino acids)
Biological process (GO): mitotic cell cycle; microtubule nucleation; mitotic sister chromatid segregation
Cellular component (GO): spindle; cytoplasm; nucleus
Molecular function (GO): structural constituent of cytoskeleton; GTP binding
Source: RefSeq, a predicted model, not a curated record
UCAAAAAAAUCAAGUUCACGCACUUUUAGCGCAAGUUUUAGAAAGACUUGAACAUUAGUUAAAAAAUUUCAUGUUUUCCGCUUCUUUCGGAAAUAUUUUAGCUGUUUAUCAAGAGUUCUUGGCAUCGACUUAGUAAAUUAGCUCAUCUACAGUGCAUCGUACAUUUGAAAAUGCCUAGCGAAAUCAUCACUCUACAGCUGGGCCAGUGCGGCAAUCAGAUUGGUUUUGAGUUUUGGAAGCGGCUGUGCCUGGAACAUGGCAUUUCCCCGUCCGGAGUGCUGCAAGAUUUUGCCACAGAUGGCAUCGAUCGAAAGGAUGUGUUCUUCUAUCAGGCAGACGACGAUCACUACAUUCCCCGGGCAGUCUUGCUGGAUCUGGAACCGCGCGUCAUUCACUCCAUCAUGACUUCGCCUUAUGCCAAGCUGUACAAUCCGGAGAAUGUGUACUUGUCAAAGGACGGAGGUGGUGCCGGAAACAAUUGGGCUUCCGGGUUCAGUCAGGGGGAGAAGCUGCAUGAAGAAGUUUUCGAUAUAAUCGACCGAGAGGCUGACGGGAGUGAUAGUUUGGAGGGAUUUGUACUUUGUCAUUCCAUUGCCGGAGGAACUGGCUCCGGCAUGGGAUCGUACAUAAUGGAGCGAUUGUCGGAUCAUUUCCCAAAGAAGCUGGUGCAGACCUACAGUGUAUUCCCAAACCAGGAUGAGAUUAGUGAUGUUGUGGUUCAACCGUACAACAGCUUGUUAACUUUGAAAAGACUCACGAGUUGCGCAGACUGUGUGGUCGUUUUGGAUAAUACUGCCCUGAACAGGAUUGCCGCCGAUAGAUUACAUUUGGAGAACCCUAGCUUCACCCAGAUUAAUACUCUCGUUUCGACGAUUAUGUCUGUUAGCACUACAACCCUCCGGUAUCCUUCCUAUAUGAAUAACAAUCUGAUUGAGUUGAUCGCUCCAUUGAUUCCGACAUCUCAGCUGCAUUUCCUCAUGACUGGCUAUACUCCACUGGCCACCGAUACGGACACUGUCAGCGUACAGAAAACUACCGUCCUUGAUGUGAUGCGUCGUUUACUGCAGCCAAAGAAUAUGAUGGUAUCCACCGGUCCGGACAAGGCAAACCACCACCGCUAUAUUUCGAUCCUGAACAUCAUUCAGGGCGAGGUCAAUCCAACACAAGUGCACAAAUCGAUUCAACGUAUCCGCGAACGCAAGCUGGCUCAGUUCAUCAACUGGGGACCGGCGAGCAUACAGGUAGCCUUGUCACGCAGCAGUCCCUACGUUCAAAGUACCCAUCGAGUGUCGGGACUGAUGCUUGCCAAUCAUACCAGCAUCUGCUCGUUGUUCGAACGCGCUCUCAAUCAGUAUGACAAACUUUGCAAACGAGGAGCUUUCCUGGACCAAUUCAAGCGGGAGGACAAAUUCAAAGACGACCUCAGCGAAUUCGACGAGAGCCGGGACGUUGUCGAUGCGUUGGUACAGGAAUACGAAGCUGCUACUCAGGCAAACUAUCUCAGCUGGCACGCAAAGAAAGCUACCGGUCAGUAAGUUUGAACUUGCACCUUGAGGAUUAACUGUCCUUCCCAUUCUCCUCGGGUAAGUUUUAGCCGCGCUGGGGGAGAUUCCUAACCUAACACGCUCCGUGCCAGCUCGGCUAUCGUGCGAGCAGUAAAUGCACACUAUUUUGAAUUACGCUUAUCGAUGAAUAAGAAAGGCUACCGGUCUUGCCUGUGCUCGUUAAACUACUUACUAUUACGAAGAAGCGCACCGACGAUAUACCACGAACAGCGUACGGACGGGAAUCUCGAAUGAAUCAUGAAUCGUCACAUUUUAGAAUUAGAAAAAUUGUACAUUAUUUGUAAAAUGAAUAUUAACGAGUACCGCACUACGUUCUCGAAUGUCAUACAAUUGGAGGUCUGUAACCGAUGAAAGAUGCACGUGCAUGUUGUCAAUAAAUAGUGUUAUAAUAUGAGAA